Epinephelus fuscoguttatus (brown-marbled grouper) is the source of this 1057-nucleotide messenger RNA. It is a transcript of the gene mrps15, whose product is annotated as mitochondrial ribosomal protein S15. NCBI's taxonomy places the organism in Eukaryota, Metazoa, Chordata, Actinopteri, Perciformes, Serranidae. The coding region runs from base 112 to 891 and encodes 259 amino acids. The record is from RefSeq and is a predicted model, not a curated record. Gene Ontology annotation, biological process: translation. Gene Ontology annotation, cellular component: ribosome. Gene Ontology annotation, molecular function: structural constituent of ribosome. The transcript is spliced from 8 exons.
UUGGUCUAACUAAAAUGGCGAGCCUCAUGUAGGGGUCGAGAGUGAUUACAUGUCACAUUUUCAUCUCUUUUAGGUAGUUUAUUUCCUACCGAGUGAGCUAUCCUGGCAGCCAUGUUCACAAACAUAGCUCUGCGGACCGUCCUGAAGUCGUCAGUCGGUGUUUUGCGGGAGAGCGGCGCUCUGAGCUACGCCCGGUCACUGAAACCGUGGACAUGCAGCUCGGCUUCGUUAGCAGGACCGACAGUCAGCUGUGUUGCAGGUAGUUUUGCUGUUCCACCACCAAUGAGACAUUAUGCUGGGGCUGCAAAGAAAAGGAGGACGGCCUUUGAGAGUCAGCUCAGUGACCUUCCUCCAACACUGCUGAAGAUGGAUUACGCAGUUGUGCCCCUCGCUCAGACGACUGAUGAUGUCGUCAAAAGACUUCUGUCAUUGGAGUUGGCGAGUCAUAGUGAAAAACUGCAGCUGAAAAAGGAGCAGCUGGUCGCUAAAGUCCAGAGGGAUGAGAAUGACCGCAGCUCAGUGGAAGUCCGGGUGGCUCUUUUGACUGCAAGAAUCCGCAACUAUCAGGAGCACUUGCAGAAACACCACAAGGACAAAGCCAACAAGAGACGGAUGCUCAUGGCUAUUGACCGCAGGAAAAAGCUUUUAAAAAAUCUGAGGUUGGUCAAUUAUGACUCCUUUGAGAAAGUGUGCGAGCAGCUGGGCAUCACUUACACCUUCCCUCCAGAGUACUACAGAAGGGCCACUCGGCGCUGGCUGGCCAAGAAGGCCCUCUGCAUUAAGGUCUUCAAAGAAGUGCAGAAACAGAAGGCAGAGGAGCGGCUGCAGAAGAAGCAAAGUUUAGCCUCUACAGGCACCGAGGCAGCCAAGAUGACAGACUCUCAGACCUGAUAGAAGACAAUAUUCUGUAUAUAACCCCAACGUCUCUACUUUUACACCUUCAGAUGUGUGGCAUCGCUCCCUUUUUCAUGUGUUAUCCUCACAUAAUGUUGUUUUCUUUUGCCUUCAAGUUCAUUCAGGUCAGAAUUAAAUGGAAAUAAAAUGUCUCAGAAAGUUA